Molecule: messenger RNA, 1305 nt
Organism: Adineta steineri
Lineage: Eukaryota; Metazoa; Rotifera; Eurotatoria; Adinetida; Adinetidae
Source: the annotation of a GenBank genome assembly
AUGGAACGUAUUCUGCUUGCAACCGACUAUCCAAAUCUAACCAAACUCAAACUUUUUAAUUUCAAAAAAGAAAUCGUUUCAUGUUAUUUUACAAAUGAAUCACGUCUUCAGUAUAUAUUUCAACAGCAAAUUACAGACCUUAUUCUUGUAAAUGUCGAUAAGUACAAUAUGGCAGUAUCAUUGGAAAAUUAUACAAGAAAUGUUUAUGUACAUAUUUUGAAUUUUUGUGAAAACUUAACACAUUUAACUGUUACUGGAACAUCAUAUCCAGCUUUAUCACUUUGUCAUUUACCAUCAAAUACAUUUUCCUCUUCAAUUCUUACUUAUUUAAAUAUUACAGUAAGAACUCUUGACGAUUGUCUUUAUUUACUUGAUGGUCGACUUAAACAAUUAACCAUAUUAAUUGUUGAAAUUUCUCUCACAAACUCUACAACAAUAAUUCACAAUAUGGAAAAUGUACCUAAUUUGAAAUGUUUUUCAUUUAAAUGUUAUGACUUUAUUGACGUAUACGAUUAUAAAAUUUUACCUCUUCUUCGUCGUAUGUCAUGUCUAGAAAAACUAACCUUAUAUUUGCGUAUUAACGAUCGAAAUAGACUUAUUGAUGAUACUCAUAUUGAAAAUGAAAUUGUUACUUAUAUGCCACGACUUUAUUCAUUCACGUUCUAUAUUUUUACAAGUGCGAAGAUUGCUGAUUUAGAACAUAAUGCAUCUAAUAAAGAUAUUCAACAAACUUAUACAAAUAUCAAACAACAACCAAUUGUUAAAACUGUUCAUCAUGCUAAUAGAGAAGAAAUUGUAUGUUCUAUUUUCUCACUUCCUUUUCAAUUCAAUUUCCUCGAAGAUAUUGGUUAUACAUUUCCAGAUACUAAAUGUAGUUAUGUUACAUAUCUGCUGAUACAAGAUAUCGUUCCAUUCAAUCGUGAAUAUUUCAUUCGAAUUGCUCGAAAUUUUCCAUUAUUAAAGAAUUUGCGUCUUUUUAAUAUUAUUAAGUCACAAUCAUCAUUUGAUCAUAACACAUUUUCAGCUGACAAUAAUCAAUUAUAUACAAUUGCUGAAUAUCCUCAUCUUAUUUCACUUGAUGUGCUGUGUGCGCAUGGCGAUUAUCUAGAGGAAUUUUUAAAUGAAAAAAAGGCAUAUGUACCAUGUCUUACUCAAUUGAAAUUUGUUCAUAAUGAUUUACAAAAAGUUACAAAAGAUUUUACAAGAGAAGAUACUCGACGCAACUGUGCUAACAUACAACGAUUAAUUACGUUUACACAAUUAGCACAUACAAAAGAUUUCUAUGCUUACUUUCCUUUAUUAUAA